CCUUCUACCCUACACAUGCUCAUUGACAUCAGAUGACGUUGGAAUUGGAUCACAAGCAGACCCAACCCAAGAUACUUUUGGUUCAAUCACCUCAGGUUUUAUUCCAAGCUCCCAUGCAGCCCUAGAAAAACCCUAGAAAGGCUUUAGCCCUAGAAAAAGCUCACAUCCAAGCGGCCGGUUGGUGGAGAGCAAGCGGAGAUGACGCAGAAGGAGAACCUCUUCAAGGGGCAGAAGAAGAAAACCAUCCCUCCCAAUCGCCACGGCAAAGCCUCUCACACUCGUAAAGGGAAAAGGUUCGUGAAGCCGUCCAAGGUCACCAAAGACAUCGAGGCCGAUAGAGAACUGAGCAAGUUCAUAAACCACUGCAAUGAGAUCAAAGCUGCAUCUGUUGCCAGCAAAGAUGGUGGUCAACUUAGUAUUUUAAAGCCCAACGCAGAUCCAUCAAAUUCAUCAGAGAAAUAAGAAGCACUGAAGAAAAUGGGUGCGAUUUUGGAGCAUAAUGGAAGUUGACCUGAUUAUGCCUGCAUGAAUUAGAUGUUGACAUGCUGUAAUCUCGAUAUUUGUUUAGUCCCUUUUAAUUGUGCAAGAUGCUAAAGCUGGUUUUUAUGCUAUACUUGAGGAUAUGUAAAUUGAUAUAUGGAUAUUCAUGAAGAUUAGUUGAUAUAUUUGUUAUUAGAUUUCAAUAGCAUGCAAAUGAAUCUAAA
This is a messenger RNA of Elaeis guineensis (African oil palm), 704 nucleotides long. RefSeq lists its product as uncharacterized. NCBI's taxonomy places the organism in Eukaryota, Viridiplantae, Streptophyta, Magnoliopsida, Arecales, Arecaceae. The record is from RefSeq and is a predicted model, not a curated record.